AUGACCGACUUCGACUGCCCCUCGCACCAAGAAGUGAUAAGCCCAACGGCUUUGGCACAUGUUGUACUUCGCACCAAGAAUUUGGCUGCGAUGAGAGAUUUCUAUGUCACUUUUCUGGGGGCCAGAAUCUCGCACGGCAACGACUUCGUUUGUUUUCUGUAUUACGACGAAGAACACCACCGCAUCGCCAUCGUUCAAAUCGAUCAAACUGUACCAAAGAACGUCACAAGCUGUGGCUUAGAACAUGUCGCCUUCGCCUUCCCUGACCUCUCGACGCUCCUGCUGAGCUACCGCCAACGAUUGCAAAGAGGAAUCAAGCCAGUAUGGAACGUCAACCAUGGACCAACGAACAGUAUCUACUACAAGGAUCCUGAUGGGAACCUUAUUGAGACGCAAGUCGAUAAUUUUCAAAGCGCAGACGAAGUCAAAAAGUACAUGGCUGGACCUGAAUUUGCAGAGAACCCGAUUGGUACUGAUUUCGACCCUGAAGACUACAUUCGACGUCUGCAAGCCGGUGCAGCGGAGUCUUCCUUUCGCAAAAGACAGGAGAUAGGACCUCGCGGACUCGUGAGUGCGGAGUCCUUCGAAGGAAUCACGUCGAUGUAG
Messenger RNA from Zasmidium cellare ATCC 36951, 606 nucleotides. RefSeq lists its product as uncharacterized. Bases 1 to 606 code for a protein of 201 amino acids. NCBI's taxonomy places the organism in Eukaryota, Fungi, Ascomycota, Dothideomycetes, Mycosphaerellales, Mycosphaerellaceae. The record is from RefSeq and is a predicted model, not a curated record. The transcript has a single exon.